AUGCUCCUACCAGCUACCCACAGCCUCAGUCGCAAACGAUCACGUUCAAACACGCUGGGAGACGAAGGACUACGACCUCAUUGCGACCUUUCAACAGCUCACCCGAUUCUAGAUAUCUCGAACGACGUAUUUAGAUCCCUCGAUAUCAGAUUCAAGAAGAGCAAGCCUGAGGGGGUGCUCGAAAAUGCGAUUGCAAAUGGCAACAUUCCCCACGGCGACAUCGCAACCAACCACAGCACCGAAGGCAGCAGGGCCAGAAAUGAGGGUCUCACAGAUGAAGGUAUUGCAGACGACGAGAGCACAUAUGAGCAUCCUGGUCUUGAUGUUAUUAGUGUUGACCUGUCAACCUCGACACCUGAAUGGGUUCCGCCUAAUCUGACUUUUCAGACCGUAGAACGCCUCGAUCUUCAAGACUUUUCAACAUCUUCAAUGGACUUUAUACAUUUCCGCGAACUUAAAGGGAGAAUCAGUCACUGGCGCGAGUUUCUAGAACAGGUCUUUAACGUCUUGAAACCCGGAGGGGUUGCAGAGUUCCACGAAGAAGCCAUUAAGCUUAAAGGAGAGGAAGAGUUACCAAAGGAUGGUUUUAUGGUGCAAUGGGGAGACCUAUUCAGAGAGGCUGGUGCAAGGCGAGGGGCGGAUUUCGAGAUGAUCGGCUCCAGACAACAGCUUAGUUUGCUACAGGAUGCCGGCUUCAGUGACAUCAAGAGAAACCGCUACAAGGUACCGAUUGGGCCUUGGCAUACAUCGCUGCAGCAGCAGGAGUUAGGAAGGUUAGCUUGGAAGGCAUUUACUUAUGACAUAGAAGGGUCCAUCCUUCGUCCAGCCAUUGAGAAUCUGGGAUGGAGUGAGGAGGAAUGUCAGCUGUUUGCUGCAAAUUUGCGCAAUGAGUUGCAGAUGACAACAGUCAAACCUUAUAUGACACAUUUUAUAGUUGUGUGCACGAAGCCAUAG
Messenger RNA from Fusarium oxysporum Fo47, 954 nucleotides. RefSeq lists its product as uncharacterized. NCBI's taxonomy places the organism in Eukaryota, Fungi, Ascomycota, Sordariomycetes, Hypocreales, Nectriaceae. Bases 1 to 954 code for a protein of 317 amino acids. The record is from RefSeq and is a predicted model, not a curated record. The transcript has 4 exons.